UUUACGAAAUUCUGAUAUCAUGUUUUUCACGAAUUGAUAAGAUAUUCUGAUUUUAAUUGGCAAUUUUUUGCUAUAUAAGGAGCCUUGUGAAGUACAUCUGAAUAGAAGUGUUUUCUCCUGUAUGAACUGCAUUGAAAUAAUUCGUCGUCACAGAAACUUUCAUCAACAUGAAUUCGUUUGUAGCCGGUUUGGUAUUCCUUUUAUCAAUAACUUUUGUGUUCGCUGUUCCUGCAGCAGUAUCGUCAGAUACAGUGAAUAAAACUCGGCAAGCCUCAGACGGAUGCAAUGCCACCAAAGCAAUCCAACAAAUCAUCCUUUCGAUUGCGGCUGGUCAAAGAGUCAAAUUAACUGAAGAAGAUAAGUGUCAUGUGAACUGCUUCCUGAAAGCCGUUCGCUUUUUCGACGAAAACAGUGAUUUACGUGGUCAAGGACUCGUCAAUGCUACAUUGAGACAAUACCCAGAAGCGGCAAAAUACAGCGACGUUUUGAUCGCCAAAGUAUUUCAACUCUCCAGAUCGACCAAAGGUUACGAUGAUAAAUGUCAAAAAGCCUUCGUCGCUUUCCAUCAAUACGCCACGAGCAUAUUUGAAUUAGCAAUUGCCAGCGAUAUAGAGAAAGCAACCGGCGUUAAAAAUGAAAUCGUUGACUACGUUGAAAAUGGAAAACCAAUCUCUCAAGAUCUCGUCAAAAAACUCGAACUAUUGACAGGUGCUCUGGAUAAGAUCAGCACAUCGAUGGCACAAGAAUUACAGAAAGAAGUAGGUUUAAAGGGAAUUAGAAGUGGUGGAUAUUAAUUCAGCCUGAAUGCAGUGACUUUAUUAUGUAUAAUAUGUACAUACCUAUACGCAUAAAUUAGGUACUUUUUUAAGCAUUCGAUUGUUACCUACGUUUGUAAAUAAAAAUUCAAAUACGCGUAAA
Molecule: messenger RNA, 918 nt
Organism: Planococcus citri (citrus mealybug)
Lineage: Eukaryota; Metazoa; Arthropoda; Insecta; Hemiptera; Pseudococcidae
Exons: 7
Coding region: 168-794 (208 amino acids)
Molecular function (GO): odorant binding
Source: RefSeq, a predicted model, not a curated record